Molecule: messenger RNA, 1530 nt
Organism: Morus notabilis
Lineage: Eukaryota; Viridiplantae; Streptophyta; Magnoliopsida; Rosales; Moraceae
Product: probable pectate lyase 8
Exons: 7
Coding region: 146-1480 (444 amino acids)
Molecular function (GO): pectate lyase activity
Source: RefSeq, a predicted model, not a curated record
GAGCCUUUUCUUGGACUCCAUUUUUAGUUUCCGUUUUCUUUCAUUCAAGUCGCGAACACUAAAAGCUAGAGAGAAACAGAAACAGAGACAUUUUGCUGUAAAGAGAUAGAAGAGAGAGAGAGAGCGAGCUCAAUUAGGAGCAACAAUGGUGGUUUCUCCGAGAUGGUUCUCCGCGUGUUCACUGCUGCUUCUUCUAGUGUUGCUUGUGAGCGUAAAGGCCUCAAUAGAGAAAGACGAUGUUGUACAGUCAAGGUCAGUAGAACCAAAGGAGUUGCAGAGUUCUAAGAAUUCAUCAAUGGCGAACAGGUCGGAUGAUAUUCAGAAUGAACACGCUGUAGGUAAUCCGGAUGAAAUAGCUGCUAUGGUUGAUAUGAACAUUCGCAAUCACACGGAGAGAAGGAACUUGGGAUAUUUCACAUGUGGAACUGGUAACCCGAUUGAUGAUUGCUGGCGCUGUGACCGUCGUUGGCAUCUACGCCGAAAACACCUAGCCAACUGCGGCAUCGGAUUCGGCCGCAACGCCGUUGGUGGCCGUGACGGCAGGUACUACGUCGUCAGCAACCCCGGUGAUGAUGAUCCGGUCAACCCAAGGCCCGGGACCCUACGCCACGCGGUCAUCCAAGAUAGGCCUUUGUGGAUUGUGUUCAAGCGUGACAUGGUGAUCACAUUGAAAGAAGAACUUAUCAUGAACAGCUUCAAGACAAUUGAUGGCCGGGGUGUCAAUGUCCACAUUGCCUACGGGGCUUGUAUAACAAUCCAAUUCGUGACAAAUGUGAUCAUUCACGGUCUCCACAUCCAUGAUUGCAAGCCCACCGGAAAUGCCAUGGUUCGGAGCUCGCCAAGUCACUAUGGUUGGAGGACAAUGGCUGAUGGGGAUGCCGUCUCCAUAUUUGGAUCGAGCCACAUUUGGAUUGACCACAACUCUCUCUCUAAUUGCGCUGAUGGCCUUGUUGAUGCCAUAAUGGGCUCGACUGCCAUUACCAUCUCCAACAACUACUUCACCCACCAUAAUGAGGUGAUGCUAUUGGGUCAUAGUGACUCCUACACCAGAGACAAACAAAUGCAAGUGACCAUCGCCUACAACCAUUUUGGUGAGGGUCUUAUCCAGAGAAUGCCAAGGUGUAGGCAUGGGUAUUUCCACGUGGUAAACAAUGACUAUACACACUGGGAAAUGUACGCUAUUGGUGGAAGUGCCAACCCCACCAUUAACAGCCAGGGCAACAGAUAUCUUGCCCCUGCCAACCCUUUUGCCAAGGAGGUGACAAAGAGGGUUGAUACAGCAGAUGGGCAGUGGAAGCAUUGGAAUUGGAGAUCAGAGGGAGAUCUUAUGCUGAAUGGAGCCUAUUUCACUCGAUCAGGACGUGGUGCCGCAGCCAACUAUGCCAGAGCCUCAAGUUUAGGGGCCAAGUCCUCUUCCAUGGUCGCCUCCAUUACUUCCGGUGCCGGCGUCCUUAACUGCCGCAGGGGCUACCAAUGCUAAUUUCGAUUCUACAAAAAAGAAGAAACCAUAUCAGCAAAAAAAAAAAAAAA